Molecule: messenger RNA, 8908 nt
Organism: Tachyglossus aculeatus (Australian echidna)
Lineage: Eukaryota; Metazoa; Chordata; Mammalia; Monotremata; Tachyglossidae
Gene: SORBS1
Product: sorbin and SH3 domain containing 1
Exons: 35
Coding region: 53-6379 (2108 amino acids)
Biological process (GO): cell-substrate adhesion
Cellular component (GO): cell-substrate junction; nucleus; cytoplasm
Molecular function (GO): protein binding
Source: RefSeq, a predicted model, not a curated record
CAAGCUUUGACCGUUUGGUGGGACUUGGCAUGGUUGAACAUCUGCCCUGAAAAUGACGCCUUUGACAGAAACGUCUGACCACAGGGAGAAUCAGAGCCUAGGAGUGCAGAAGACCUGCCCCACCGACACAAUGAGCUCCGAGUGUGAAGAAGAUGGAAUUUCUAAAACAGUGGUGAAUGGCCUGACUUCGAACACCAAUGGGCAAGAAAAAGCAACUGAUGACCCUUUAUAUGCACGCUCUAUUUCUGCUGUUAAAAUAAUCCCUCUGAAGAAAGUGAAAAGUCCUGGCCUAGUGCUGCCUACAGACAUGGACCCGACUAAAAUCUGCACUGGGAAAGGAGCAGUGACCCUUCGGGCAACUUCAACCUACCGAGAACCCCAAAGCACCAGCCCUCAGGAAGCUUUGCCCACAGAAAGUCUGGAGUCAGACAGCCUCCAAGCAGAUGAGUGGCGGCUCUCCUCUGGCGAUGCUAAUGGAAAUGUGCAGCCCUCUUCGCUGGCUGCCAAAGGCUACCGAAGUGUGCGACCCAACUUGCCCUCUGACAGCAAGUCUCAGACUCACUUUCCUCCACUCCCCUGCCACCCCCAAGAGGGAAGCUUUGCAUGGCAGCCCCCCACUGAACUUAGGAUGACCCACUUGUCAGCAGGGCCCUCUAAGGACUGUAUGUACCUGAACUCACCCAAGCCAUAUGUCUCACAGCGUACUCCUAGCCCGCGGGUUUCCGCCUCACCCUCAGUGACCACCCUCACUUGGACACCAGCCUUUUUAGCUUGCAACCAGGUGGUCGGGGCACCUUCUAAAGACACCCUGCAUGCUGCCCAAUUACCUCCUGGUCGCAGUUCCCUGCUCCCCGACGCCUCGUGCCAACAGCAGAGCUGCUUGGAGUCCACUAGGGAGGAUUCUUACAGUAAUGCCAGCACAGAUCCCCGCCCCGAGAAGGGAGAGAAGAAAAAGGUCAGCAGCUUAUAUGUCGCCUGUCUGUCUAAUAACACUUGCCCAGCUGCAUCUGGAAACUCCCAUAGCCUUGCACGGGGCCAAUCCACAAACACCCCCUCAGCCGACAAGGGCAACCAAGCACGAGCUCCAGCCACAAUCUCUUCCUCGGCUCACCCCGGAACAUCACUUCCUGCUCCUCCUCCUCCUCCUCCUCACCCUCCCCGGCCACCCUUUAACAUUGUUCUCAGUAAUGAUGCAAUUAGCCGUGGCAAAAGGACUCCUUUUGGAACUCGAUCUGCACCCCCGGAAGUAGUGCGACCACCCGGGAUAGGUUCCCGGAUUUCCUCUGGCACUGGGAAUCCGAUGAGAACAGAACCUUAUCCUUCGCCGCUGUGGUAUCCAGCCAAGGAUGCCACUUCCUCCAAUCCAGCUCAGCCUGAGAUUAUAGUAGUCCCACUCCACCCGUUGGUCAUUACAGACAGAGGGCACGACAGCACUUCCAGCACACCACCACCACCUCUGGUGCCUCUUGGCCAACUUUCUGCAUUCCCAGAGACUGUCUCUCCUGGCUCACCUUUGACCUUGCCAACACUAGAUGAUUUCAUUCCCCCUCAUCUGCAGAGGAGGCCCCACCAUAUCCACCCAGCCACUCCAUCUGGCUCAUUUCCCCCCGUUAGCCAGACAUCACCAUCAUUUUCACCACCUCCUCCAUUGGUUCCUCCAGUCCCAGAGACCCUGCACAGAGUCUUGGAACUUGAACUCACUGGAGCUGUUUCACGUACAGGUCCAUAUCCUCUGGUAAAUGAAAUCUCUUCACGCCACACUAAGACUGAUACUCAAAUAUCCUUCACACCUGUCAGCAAGCCUUCCUCAGCAUAUCCUUCCACGACUAUCGUUAAUCCUACCAUCGUACUUUUGCAGCACAACCGAGAACAGCAAAAACGGCUUAAUAGCCUGACAGAUUCUGCGCCAGAGAGGAGAGCUGAUGAGAACGUAGAGUCAACACCAAGCCGGGAAAAUCUUGUUCAGCACAGCCCCCGAGCUGAGAAAGCAGCCGCGGGUGACAGUAGAAGAACUGUUAAGAGCCCCCCGUGCCCCAGUGAUGUCUCCAUGGAUGAUGUUGGCAUUCCCCUGAGGAACACUGAGCGAUCAAAAGACUGGUACAAGACGAUGUUUAAACAGAUCCACAAGCUAAAUAGAGACACUCCUGAAGAAAACCCUUAUUUCCCCACCUACAAAUUCCCUGAACUUCCUGAAAUCCAGCAAAAAACUGAAGAAGACAAUCCUUACACUCCUACCUACCAGUUUCCUGCAUCUACUCCUAGUCCUAAAUCUGAAGAUGAUGAUUCGGAGCCCCACUCCCCGAGCUACUCCUAUUCCGAAGACGCAAAAUCUCACGCUUCUGUACCUCGUUCAAAGAGUGAGAUGGAGCACAUCGAUGCAGAGAAGGUGGUGAAGCGAUCGGCUACCCUGCCUCUCCCAGCUCGCUCUUCUUCUCUGAAAUCAGGACCCCAAAGGAAUGACUGGGAACCUCCUGACAAGAAAGUGGACACUAGAAAAUAUCGGGCAGAGCCAAAAAGUAUUUAUGAAUAUCAGCCUGGCAAGUCUUCAGUUCUGGCCAAUGAAAAGAUGACUCGAGAUAUAAGCCCAGAAGAGAUAGAUUUAAAGAAUGAACCUUGGUAUAAAUUCUUUUCGGAAUUGGAGUUUGGGAAACCGCCAUUUGUUAAUAUGCCUCCAAAAAAGAUAUGGGAUUAUACUCCUGGAGACUGCUCUAUCCUUACUAGGGAGGAUAGAAAGACUGAUCUAGAAAGAGAUAUCAACCUCUACCAGGCUGAGUUAGAGGCAGAUUUAGAAAAAAUGGAGAAGUAUAAUAAAGCGCCUGAUAAGCUAUGGAAGAGUACAGCAGUCAACCCCCCUCUGGAAACAUCACCCGAGCAUCUGUCCUACUCCUAUUCGCCCACCUUCCAUGCAGUAAGAAGAGAGCCAGAUGUGGCUGGAGGGGAUUCCGCUGGCCUGGAGAAUGAGAGGCAGAUAUAUAAAAGUGUUUUGGAAGGAGGAGACAUUCCUCUGCAAGGAUUAAGUGGUCUCAAGCGACCGUCCAGCUCUGCUUCCACCAAAGUGGACCAUAAAGGUGGGAAUGCUCAUAUGAUUUCACCUUCUUCAAUUAAUAGCCGAACGUUCAAUGCUAGUAACGUGUUAGGCCCUACGUGUAAACAUAAGAAGCCCCUGUCAGCUGCAAAAGCCUGCAUUUCUGAAAUCCUUCCUUCCAAAUUCAAGCCUAAGCUCUCCGCUCCUAACGCUCUUUUUCCAGACCAGAAGGGCCCCCUGUUACCCCAGGAGAAGGCUCAGAGCUGUGAAAAUCUGUGUAGCUCCAUUGCUCUGUUGGCUCACAAAGGAGGCGAUAGCCUGGAGAACCUGCUCAUGAGGUCGGGGGGUGAUUAUGGCGCCAAAUCCAGUAGCACCUUGAGCCUGCAGGAGUACGGAGCGGGGGGCAGAAAGUGCUGUCCCCUUUCCCGAAGGGGCAGGUCGGAGUUCACGGUGCUCUACAGGAACAUGCACCAGAUCAACCGGUCAGGGCUCCAGCGGGCUGCGUCCUCUAGCGUCCGGGACCUGGCCUCCCAUUUUGAGAGCAGCGGCCCGGGGGGGCCUGGCGGAGAGGCGAAUCCGAGCCAGGAGGGCUCAGACCACAUCCCGAAGCACACCGUCUCGUCCCGGAUCACCGCCUACGAGCAGCUGAUCCAGCGGUCCCGCUCCAUGCCGUCCCUCCACCUGUCCGGCCGGCUGAGCAGAUCCCCCGCGCCCCUGCUCUCCCGGCACUGCCUGGGCUCCGCGCGCUCGGCCGAAUCCCUCCUGGAGACCCCCAGGCUCCACCCAGCAGAGAAGAGAGCGGCGUCGACCCAGGGCCGUUCGGUGGGCUGGGCCUCGCCGUCCCGCGGCGCCUCCGAGGACCCGGCCUGGGCCCUCUCGGAGCCCCCCUCGGCCUGCUCGGAUGACUUCGACCAUUUAUCGACCGUGUCCACGGACAGCGGGGAGGGUGGUGGGCACGGGGGCACCCGGAGGCACCGACUCAACAAGUGCAAGGGCAGCUGCCCGGCGUCCUACACCCGCUUCACCACGAUCCGCAAGCACGAGCAGCAGCAGCAGCAGCCCCAGGCCUCCCGCAACUCCGAGUGGAGAGCCGCCCCGGGGGACAGGAGCACUCUCCUCAGGAACAUCUACCUGAUCAGCCCCUUGCCUUUCCGGGUGAAAAAGCCCCUGCAACACCACUGCCCGAAGCCUGUGCCCGGAGACCCCCCUGUCCCCCCGGUGGGGCAGAGGGCCGAGAGCCGGCACCACUCGGUGCCUCAGAGGAGCAGUCUCAGGAACAUCAGUCACCCCCGCCGGAUCCGAUCCCCCGAAGGGAAGCCUUCGGUUCCCCGUCGUCAGUCGUCGCUCCGGGCUGUGGAGAGGCUGGACUGCCCCCCCGGCCCGGAGACCGGCCAGGAGAGGCCUCGUAUCCCGGAAGAGUAUCCAGAUCCCUGUCGUAACGGGAACGCCACCCCUUGUUCCUAUCGCAGCUUGGAUAGAAAUAACAACCUGCAGAAUGAAUUUGGAACAAACCACGGAGAUUCAGAAUCACCAAGGCAUUUUACACCAGCUGACUAUAUGGAAUCUCCUGAAGAAUUUAUUCGCAGGCGUCAUGAUGAUAAAGAGAAACUUUUAGCGGACCAGAGACGACUUAAGCGAGAACAAGAAGAGGCCGAUAUUGCAGCUAGAAGGCACACGGGGGUUAUUCCAACACACCAUCAGUUUAUCACUAAUGAACGCUUUGGAGACCUCCUAAAUGUAGACGAUACUGCAAAGAGGAAAUCUGGGUCAGAGAUGAGACCUGCGAGAGCCAGGUUUGACUUUAAAGCGCAAACGCUAAAGGAACUUCCUCUGCAGAAAGGAGAUAUCGUUUACAUUUAUAAGCAGAUCGACCAGAACUGGUACGAAGGAGAGCAUCAUGGGCGAGUGGGGAUCUUUCCACGCUCAUAUGUAGAGCAUCUUCCUCCAGCAGAGAAGGCUCAACCGAAAAAACUGCCUCCAGUGCAGGUUUUGGAAUAUGGAGAUGCAAUUGCCAAGUUUAACUUUAAUGGGGACACCCAAGUGGAAAUGUCCUUCAGAAAGGGCGAGAGAAUUAUGUUGAUUCGACAAGUCGAUGAGAACUGGUAUGAAGGGAAAAUCUGCGGCACUGGCCGCCAAGGAAUCUUUCCCAUCACAUAUGUGGAAGUGAUCAAACGGCCACUGGUGAAGAACCCCAUUGAGUACAUCGAGAUGCCAAUGUCCUAUUCCCCAAGUCGCAGUUCGACUGCCUCCCCUCAGUUUCCCAGUCAUGACACACUCCACAAACCAGUCCGCCCAGCUCUGCCUAGCUCCCACCAGGUACUGUCUCCCGAGGUGCAAGCCAUAACCUCCGAGUGGAUUUCCCUGACUAUGGGGGUGCCUGGGAGACACACCCCAACCGUAACCCCACCGUUGCCUCCUCUGCCAGACGUCUCCCUGGGUCGCGCUGACCUCCUCUCCAGCCCCUCCCCAUCGGUCAGCCGUCCCCAUUCGAGCCUGUCGGGCCCUUCGGAUCCACGGUCCGUCUUCACGCCCCUGCCGCUUCCCCCUCCCAGACCGCAUUCCUCAGCUCAGAACGUCCAUCCCGCCACCCUUAUUCGGAGCGAGGAUCGCGCUGUCCGCUCACCAACUCCCGGUGGCACGCAGCGCACCUUCUCCCAGCCCCGGCUCGAGAACGCCGAUAGGAUGAUCUCUGAGCUUAGCGACGCAAUUAGCGGCCAAGCCAAGCUCCAGCAAUGGAGAGAAGGAAGCGCCCGGCGUGUGACAGAGGGUUACAAAGAGGCAGGGGCCAGGGGGCUUGGCAGCCCCGAGAUCUCUGAGAAGAGCUGUGUGAAGCCAUCAGACCUGGCCAAGUGCGUCUUUAGCCCAGAACAGAGGCUCCCCGAGAACACCCUUGAGGAAGCCCGCCCCAUUCAAGGAAAUUGGGCUGAGCAAACAGAUUUGAGCAGAGGUGAUGUGAGAGAUGCUCAGAGCGGUGUCAGACAGGAAGCCGUUUGCAAUGAGAUCAUAAACAUUGCCGAAAAGUCUGUUCAUUACUGCAGUACUGUGUCUCAUCCUCUUGACUUUCAUCACAAGGUGUCCCCUACUGACAAUAAACAAUCUCUAAUCAUUUCUCAGCAACCCCAAGCCCAGCAGCGAAGAACCACCCCCGACAGGAGUCACACUCCCCAAGAUGUAUUUAGCUACCAAGCCUUAUAUAGCUAUAUUCCUCAGAAUGAUGAUGAGUUGGAACUCCGGGAUGGAGAUAUUGUUGAUGUCAUGGAGAAAUGUGAUGACGGCUGGUUUGUUGGCACUUCCAGAAGAACAAGACAAUUUGGUACUUUCCCGGGAAACUACGUGAAACCUCUGUAUUUAUAAAAGGCUGAAGAACCGACCAAGAUGGUGUUGUUGAAGGCUGAAGUAUAAGUCAUGAGUGGAUUUCUUUACUCUGCCGACGGACUCAGAAAUUGUUGGAUGUAAAAGUUGAAGUAAGACAUGUGAAGGAGUUGAGGUGAUGUAGUACAGUGUUGUGUUUAUUGAACCUGAGGACUUGUCUGUUUAAUACCGGAGAGGCAAGAUUUUGUUUGCUGAACAGACACAGGAAGUGGAUUGCUAAUUGACUUUGCCCUUGGAGGACCCUCCUCUGCCCCUUUACUUCCCCACCUGGAAUUGAUGUCAAGUCAAAUUCAGGGGGGCAAGUGGCCAGCUGUUCCCCUCCCCUACUUGCCGCUGGGGCUGGUUCGGUCCCUGCCGAAGCCCAGAGCAGUGGGGCUAUGGGAUGGAUCCAGGAGUUCCCCGAGGCUCUCUUUCUUCCCAGGAAGCUGGCUCGGUCCCACGGCUCUCUGGGAAUCCCGGCCUCUUUCUGGUUCGACCCGGGCUCCGACUCGGCCGGCCCUCGCGUGGUUUUCCAGUUGUGAAUCCGUCCUGGCCCUUCCAGGCCUCACGUCCGCCGUUUUCCAUACCCCUGGGGCUCCGACAAUGAAGUAUCAGCUCGGGAGACAAGUCGGCUGAAGUUGUUGAAGGAACAGAACGGGUUGGAUUCGGGUGGGAGAGAAGUCAGAGGUGUCUGUAGCUCCUGGGAUAGCGUGCGGUCCGUCCCUUUCCAUCUUGACGGCUCCCAAAGCGAACGCUACCAGUUGGGUGGAAUUCCAUUGGAAAGGUUUCCUUUGUGAUACGCACUUUAAAGUGCCACGGUGCAAAGCUCUGCGGGUGGAAACCGAUUCAUUUUGAAUAAUUGUUUGGCAGGUGAUUUAAAAUUGUAUGGCCGUCCAAAAACACAGUGGUCAGGUGUAGUCUGAAAGGGUGGCAAACAGGGCUGAUACCUUGUGAUACUUAGGCCCGGGGGCAGCUUUUAGCUCUCGCCGCAUGCCGGAAUGCCAGAGACACUGGCCGUAUGCGAGGAUCCCAGGGGUGCCAAUCCAAGUAUCGCGGCUAGUGUGGGCACCGAGACAGCAGAUAACUCCUGUGAUUGCUUAAAGGAAGGCUGGGAGUGCCCGCCGUCGGGAAGGCACAGUCUUGGGAACAAACAGCGUUACUUGAACGCGCAAGGGCCGCCCACCAGUCCCACCCGUGUCCGGCGUUUCCAGGGAAUUCCGAGUUUCCAGUGUCCCACCGCCACAUGGACACACCGCUGUUUCUACUCCCCAGCUGCCGACGCCAACCCAGUCGCGGCUAAAAUUUGGCUUUGCUCUCUCUCUGCAGAGGGAUGGAGUGUCUCUCUUUUGCUAGGGGAUCAGAGUGUGUUUAUGUGUGCGUGCGCGUGCGUGUGUGUGUACAUUUCAGCACUACAGGACUGCACUCAUUUUGAAAUGUCACCUUAACAUUCAACGUUUUCCCUGGUUUUUUGAUUCAAACUGUUACUGACAAAAUAUGAUUGACAUGGAUUUUUUUUUUGGGGGGGGUGCUUCUUGAUUAAGUAAUUUUGAUCACCUCUGAAUACAGCUAGAAAAUCAAACCAAUAUGUAAAGCUACAUUUCCAUGUAUUGCCAGCAACACUUAUUUGUACACCUUUAGAACAACUGGCUUGUUACAUUUGCCCAUAAUCAAAAACAGUGCUGUUUGAUAUGAAAAAAGGAUCGUUAGAACUUGCGUUAAACUUCUUGCUUCCUCUGUGUUACCAACAAGUAGCAAAAGUUUCCAAUUGCUGUUUUGUCAUAAGACAUUUAGUAAUAUAAAUUCCUAUUUUUAUGCUGAUGUGUUUAUACAGGUUUAUUAACAGCAAGUACAACUAACUGAUAGCAUGACUUGCAAUACAUUUUGAUAUUAUAGCCAUGCUCCUGAGUCUAAAGGAAAAGGAAAAAUACUUAUCUUUUACAGUCUCUCUGAGAUGAGUGAAAGAGAAGAAAUUGCAUACUUCAAAAGUGGGACUGUAAAUAUGUAUAUUUAACUUUGUAUAGACCAUGUACCUACCUUGUAUAGAAAAAUAAUUUAAACAGUUUGAAUGAAAGGAAAUGAAAGGCAGUUCUGAAGUUUUUGGCGUUUUUAUUUAAAUGAAGGAAUUCUGUGUAAUUUCACAAGAAGAAUUGUAGCACAAGCUAUCCGUUACUAAAUGGCUGCAGAUUUUACACUAUCACUAUUUGUGGGGGUGAGGUAACCCUAAUCUUCCUAUGUUUUAUUCUUCCGUUUUUCUUUUGCAUUCCUGUUUUCUACAGUAAUGUUUAGUCCUGUUAGAAUCGGUGAAUUCGAAAUUAAAACCCUGAAAGAAAUAGCGACACUGGCUUUAUUAUAACCAAGUAAUUUUAAGCCUUGCCAUUUAAAUUACACACACGGCGCAUAUAUGUAUGCACACAGAGAUUUAUUGUUCAUUUACUUUUCUUAUUGCAGUGGAUUGUGAUUUGACAAUAAAUAGAAAGGUUGAAUUACUACUGUUUCUUGUACAGAUUAUUUAAUAAACCUUAUUCAGAGUUG